AUGGAAAAUUUCGACCAAAUACUUGAUCGUUAUGAAAAACUGGAAGUUUUCAAUUAUUUAACAAGUUUAAGUGCUAAAUUAUCUAAUGAAAAUGAAACGAAAUCAAUUCAAGAAUCUGAUUAUUUGAUUUAUUUAAGUCAAUUAAAUCAACUUGUAGAAAAAGCCAAUAUCCCAUUGGAUACGAAAAAGAAGAAACCCCUGGAAGCUUCUAAUUCCCAAUAUGAAGCAAGGCAAGCAAUUUCAUUCAAUAUUUACCGAUUAGUAUCUAAGAAUUACAUUCUGGUUUUACACAAACUUCCUUCCAAAAUUUAUGAUUUAGCUAAUCAAUUGGUCAAUAAUUUAGUAGUUGACGAUAAAGGUGAACUUUCUCCAAUAACUCAAGUAUCAAUUAUUAUUUUAAUUGAUUUAUUUGAAAAUUUCCCAAAUUCAUUGGGUUCAUUAAUCAAUUUUUCUAUAACACAAUUAUACAAAAUAUUGAAAAAAUAUCCCAACAUCAAUAGCAAUUUGAUAUUUUUAUUGAACUCAAUCACAAAAAACGCCACGAAAAUGGAUAUCGAUGAUAAAAUGCAAUAUAAGCUAAUGAAAAUUGUCACCAAAAGUAUUAUCAGUGAAAGUAUUUCCUACAAUAUGGAACUUGAAUGUACUACAAAUGUAUUGAUAAAGAAAAAUUAUGUCUUAUGUUACAAGAAUUUGUUGUUAUUGAUGGUUUCAACAAAUUAUGAAAUGCUUCUUGCUGCAUCGACCUCAUCAACUUCUGCUGGGGCAAAAAUGAAACCAGAAACUAUUAUGAAACAACAACAUGAUUUCCAAAUGAAUUUAUUAACUACAAAUGAAAAAACAUUCAAUUAUUGUUUAUCGAAUUUUUCUAAAGAAAUUAGAAUUGCCAUGGUUGAAUUAUUAGCAAAUUUAUUGAUUAAUUUUGUCCCCACCGGGAAAUUUAAUGCCAUUGAAUAUCUUGUGACUCUUUUCCCAUUACCGGAAUAUAAUCAAUGGGAUUCAAAUCUUUUAAUGAAAAUAAACGACAAUGGUGAACCUAUAGUUGAUAAUAUUAGGAAAGAGAAGAAUACAUUGAUGGGUCAUGAUAGUGAGUCUAUAAUAAAUUCAAGUUUAGAAUUAUCAUUAUUUCAAGCCAGUGUUACUGAAACUAUUAUUUUUUAUUUACAAUUGGAACAAUUUCAGAAUCUUGAAUUUUUAUCAAAUAAUUUAACUUUUAUUUUGGAAACUAUAUUGGCAAAAUUUGUCGAAUUAAAUGAUAUGGAGAAUCAUUUCAUGAAUCAAGAAUGGAAUAAAGUGUUGAAAUAUUGGGGGACAAUCAUUGAAUAUAUUAUACAAGAGACUGGGUCAGCUUCGCAUGAAAUUCUUUGCAGUUUUAUUUAUAGCAAAUUUGUUCCUGAAUCAAACAAUGAAGAUAAUUCUUCACAUACACUGGAUCAACUUGUUAGAACCCAAAGUUUAAAUAAACAAAGAAAAAGAGAAUCUAAAAUGUUUUCAUUCAAGUCAAAGCAAAGCACAAAAAAGAAAACUGUUUCUAAUUGGGAAGUUAAACCAUAUCAAAACCCAUAUCAAGCUUUUUUCUUAUUGUUUAUAAUUGAUAUGUUAUUACCAUAUGGUGUCAGUUUUGAGUCUAUGAAAAAAGACGAAAAACCUACAACAACACCAAAAGAUACGGAAGAAGAAUUGGAUCUCCCAACUAGUUCAUCAGAAAUUGGCUCCUCCUCAUUUAUUAGAGGGGUGUUGCUUAAUUUGAUAGUUAACAAUAAUUACUAUAUUAGAAACUAUGCCAUACAAACGUUAUUAGUGUAUGCUAAGAAUAACCAGGCCGAGAUAAAUCAAUUGAUUUUACAUACGUUUAGAUUAGUGGAUCAAGAACAUAAACAUUCAGAUAAGGAGACACCAGGAGGUGAUCAGAACAUUAUUCCUAUUUCGUCUGUCAGAUUGUUCAGUUAUUCGUUGGCAUUGCUGUCAUUAAUCAAACAAACAGAUCCAGCAUUGCUUCAAAAUCUGACUAUAGUCAAAGUAUUGAGUUUUUGUACUCAAAGUUUAAAACAUAAUACGCAAUCAGGAGUUAAGAAUUCUAGUUGUUGGAUUAUUUUAUCAUCACUUGUCACUUUACACAAUUUUUCAGAAUAUGUUAAAUUAAAUUCAUCUCAAUUUCUUGUGUUUUGGAAGAGUUUAUUAACUUCACAAUUUAUGAGUACUUCAAUAACUGCCAGCACUCCCGAAGGACAAACUAAAGAAGUAAUUCUUAAUUUAAUGUUGAGAAAUUUUAGUUUGGUUUGUUUAUUGAAUUAUUUGAACUCAGUUGAAUUGACACCAGAAUCGUUGAAACAAAUUCAAUUCUUACUUACCAAAUCUUACAAUUAUUUGACAUAUCUUGAAAGUAAUAUUGAAGUUGUUGGUGGGGUUACUUCAUUUAACAAUACUAAUUUCAAUGAGUUAGAUUACAAUGUAAAUAUACUUAGUAAUUUGCUUUACACAAACUAUGCUUUCAACAAUAAAUUGUCAACUGAUAGAGUAUUUAUCAGUCUCAUAUUAUACAGCAAAAAAAUCAUUUUCCAGAGUUUCACUAAAUUGGCUACUUUACUUAAAAAUGAAAUCAAUUCUAAUAUGGUGAUAUUUUUAAUUAAAGUGUUUAGUGAUGCCAAAUUGUUUUCAAGAAUACAAUCCAGUGAAAGUGAAAAAUCCAAAUCCAAAUCAAAAACACUUAAUCAAGUUGCUGAUAUAGGUGAUAAUUUGGUAUUAAAUGAGGAUUACAAUUAUUCAUUUGGUGUUACGAGUAAAUUACAAUAUGAGUCAAUGUAUAUUGAUGAAUUAUUGAUAAAAUUUCCAUUCCAAUUUGGUAUUGAAGAACCCCAAUGGUUAAGGAAAACUUUUACGUUUACAACCACACCAUUGCCUAAACCGUCUAUAGAAAGUGAAUAUUCACCCGAGGCCAGUUCAUGGUUUGAUUAUUUUGAGAAAAUCGCUUUUCUGUCAGUUGAUCAUUCAAUCAAUUAUGAACCAGGAAUUGUAUUGACACAAAAUUAUUCUACUCAUUAUAAAUAUCUGACCAAUUUGACAACAUCAUUAGUUGAUUUAUCUAUUGAAUUAUUUCAAUUGGUGUUUCCUUAUUUGAGUACCAAAAUUCAAUUUUCAUUAUUAGAACAGAUGCGUAAUUCAUUAACAACAAGUUCAGUUGAUCCGUUACGAUUAAAAGCUAUACAAAUAAACGUAUCGGUUACGUUACAUGGAUUGAUUUCAAAUAUUGUCAAGAAGAAAAUUGCGGUUGAAGAAAGUAUUUUGCUUGUAAUCAUUGAUAUUGUGAAAAAAAUGCCCAUAAUGAGAUAUGAUCAAUUAAUCAAAAUCAAUGCGUCAACAUUAGGUUUAGUGUCUCAAUUACUUGAUAAAAAUGGUGUCAGUGGACAAAUCACUACCUUGAUAAAUGAUAUAGUAACAGAUCUGAAUCCAUAUAGAAGAGGAUUCUCUUUAUUGGCCCUAUCUUAUAUUUAUUCCAAUACUAAAUUAGGAUUUUCCGAUAUUUAUCAUAUUUCUUUACAAUUAUUAAAUGAUCCUAAUCCAAUAAUAUAUCAUUUCACAAUUAUUUCCACGAGACAAUUAUUUGAAUUUAAUCACGAUAAUUUACUGUUGAUACCAACAGUUUUGAAUAAAAUUUUUUCCAAUUAUUUGAAUGAUUCAUUUGGUUACGAUUUGUCUAAUAAAGUUUUAAUCAAUUUAGAAACCAAAUAUAAUUCAAUUGCUGAAAUCACCAAGUUAUUGAAAUUGUUUGUUAGUUCAUUAGGACCAGCUUUACGUGAUUGGGAAGUGGAUCAGAAAUUGAAAUUGAAAGAUAUGAUUAUUUCAUUAAGUUAUGGAAUAGGAUUAUCAACAUUGAAUGAUUACGUUGAAGUUUAUAAACAACUAUUAUUAUUGUUCCAAGAAUUGAUUAUAUAUGAUUCUAAUUUAAUGGAAGGAGAAAUCACCUUUUUCCGAGAUUUAUUGAAUUUAAUCAUUUCCAAAAACUUAAAAAUAUCUUUAGCUAGUGUGUCUCCAACAUCAUUGAAUACUGAUACCAUUUUCCCAUUCAAUACUAGUUUUGAUUUAUAUUCUGGCGCAUAUGAAUGUUACUAUGAAUUGUUGAAAAUACUUGGAGUAGACAUUUUGACUCAAGAUACUGUUAAUUUGCUUUGGGUAUCGAUGAAUAUAAAACCUUGUUUGGAAUUGAAACAAUUUAUAAAAUUAUGGUUAGAAAGUAGUUUAGAAAAAAAUUGGUUUGGUAUUUUAAAUUCUUUAUUCAAAUUAAGUUCCAAGAAAUUGAUUGGACCUUUUAUUGAAACCAACUAUCAACAGAAAUUAUUACCAUUACUGCAACGUCAAAAGAAAAAGAAUGCCCAAAAUGUUGAUUUCAGAGAUGAAGAAAUUGAAAAUAUUGUGGGUGAUGAAGGAUCCGAUCUAGAUAAAAAUGAACCCAUUUCUUGGGAAUUUAAAUUAUACAUUUAUGAAUUGUUGAAUCAUUUAUUGGAUUUGGCAGUGGGAAACUCACAAUUAAUUGAAAGAUUGAAACUGAAAAUUCCUGAUAUUGUCAAGCUUUCCUUUUUGGGAUCAACUUCUUCUAUAACAGAAAUAAAAUUAAAAGGUAUUGAAUUAUUGAAUCGCUCAUUAGCAUUGUUUGGAGAAUUAGAGGAUCCUUUAUAUCCUAGUGUUUCUAUUUUGGAACAACAACAAGCACAAAUAAUCAGUGCCUUAAUACCAUGUUUUAGUCCUGGUAACGAUUACAAAGUUAUUGUGAAUGCAAUCAAUGUUUCAUCCAAAUUUAUUAAUCUCCCUAGAAUUAAAUUUUAUUCAAAGCAAAGAAUUUUGAAAACUUUGAUUUAUUUAUUAGAAGAAAUUUCCUCAAAUAAAUUUGUUCGUUUUGCAUUUUUAGAAACCAUGUCAGAAUUUGGUAGAAAAUCCAUUCAAUUGGCCAUUUUAAAUUGUUGGGCAGUAUUGAAAAUUGAUUCAUAUGAAGAUUCUGAAAAUAUUGAACCCGAAUUUGAAGAAACAUUGACAAAUUAUUCCUCAUUGUUGACAUCACUUUGGAUAUUGGUAUUGCGUGAGUUUUCUACAUUGAAAUAUAGUGAAUCAUCAAGUAGAGAAUUAGAAAUCUAUGGUAAUUAUUGGAUAAACUUGAUUAGUGUAUUGAGUUUAGAGCUGGAACGUGAUAGUGAAUUUAUUAAUCAAUAUUUACCAGGAGAUGCUCAAAAUUUCUUUUUCAUUUUGUUUAGUCAGUGUAUGGAAUCAUUAAUUAAGAAUCGGAAAGUUCCGGAAAUCUUAGCUUCAGUGAAAAGAUUGGUCAAGAAUCCAACAUUGGUUACACUUUUGUUUAAUGAUGAAAUAUUCGGAGAGAUUGUGGAUUUAUUCGAUAGAUUAAUUCUAAUUGAUGAUGACACCGAGAUUCAAUGUUCUUUGGUAGAGAUAAUCAGUACUUUAUUCCAAACAUUUGUUCAAUGUCAUCAAGAUAAUUUGGAAUGUGGAUUUGACAAGUUAUUUGAAUUGAUUAGAAUUUCAAUGUUACCAUUAUUCCGUAUAUUACCUUUUUUGCGUUCAGAUUAUGAUGCAAAUAAUGAAAGUAAUCAAUUGAUACUCAAACAUGUUGGUGAUGCCGCAAAUUUGUUGAUUUUGAAAAGAGCUUUUGAAUGUUUAUUAAAAAUGACAGAUUUAUUCCCGUCAAUUGUUCGAACUGAUUUGUAUUCUUGUUUGUUUUAUAUCUUAUCCAAGAUUUACGAAAGUCAGAAUAAAUUACUAAUUUCGGUGGUGGUACCUUUCUUGAAGAAAACUGUUAUUGAUGCCAAAGAAGGUGCUCCUGAACUAAUUACUAUUUUCUACAAAACCAUUCGUCUGUAUUUUGAAAUUGAAGUGGAAAACAAUUAUUCCAUUAUAACAAUGUUGAUACUAGUGACUAAUGGUGGUGUAAAAUUAGAUGCUGACGAAUCUCAAAAGUUGAGCAAUGCCUUGUUACAAUUAUUAGAAAGUAAGGACACAGCACCUACUGGUAUCCAAUGUAUCAAAUCAUUAAUACAAUUUUCUUAUGUGCUGAAAGAAAACAAUUUGGUUGUCAAAUUUUUGGUCAGCGAUCUCAUAAAACACAUCACUAGAGUAAAUGAAGCUGAUGACCAUCAUAAUAUAGACUCGAAAGUUGCCAUUGAAAUAUUAAUGUUGUUUACACGAUUAGUGAUUAAUGAUGAACAGAAACAAAUUGCAUUGUAUUCUGUAAUCAUUCCCGUGUUGGUUAAAUCAGUGGAUGAAGUUGACAAAUUAUAUUUACAUGACAAAUUGAUUGUCUUGGUACAUCAAAACCCAAGUAGUUUUAAACAAGUUGUCAACAAAUAUCUCGAUGACAACCAAAAGAAAUUAACUGAAGAAAUUGUCACUUCAAGUGUUGCAAGAAACUCAGAAAGCAACCAAUCUGUUGAUUCUUUUGAACAAGUUCCCGAAAUUCAAUUAAAGACAUUUGGUGUAUAG
Candida dubliniensis CD36 is the source of this 6477-nucleotide messenger RNA. RefSeq lists its product as uncharacterized. The record is from RefSeq and is a predicted model, not a curated record. Lineage: Eukaryota; Fungi; Ascomycota; Pichiomycetes; Serinales; Debaryomycetaceae. The transcript has a single exon. Gene Ontology annotation, biological process: intracellular protein localization; retrograde transport, endosome to Golgi; endocytosis. The coding region runs from base 1 to 6477 and encodes 2158 amino acids. Gene Ontology annotation, cellular component: Golgi apparatus; membrane; endocytic vesicle.